Messenger RNA from Manihot esculenta (cassava), 1597 nucleotides. RefSeq lists its product as uncharacterized. The transcript is spliced from 14 exons. Bases 234 to 1277 code for a protein of 347 amino acids. The record is from RefSeq and is a predicted model, not a curated record. NCBI's taxonomy places the organism in Eukaryota, Viridiplantae, Streptophyta, Magnoliopsida, Malpighiales, Euphorbiaceae.
UCGCAGCAAGUAGCAACCUGGCUCUACUGAAUUACCAGUUCCUCACUGGUGUCAGACAAAAACCUCGAUACAAAGCCCCCUCUCAAUACACACAGAAUCCUUUCGUCUUCACCAAUUGUCCCUGUUAGAGGCUUGGCUGAUGCUCAAUAGCUGUGAUGUGCAGUGAUUUUUAUGGGCUGUAGAUAUAAUUUUUAUUGUAUCGGCAGAUUAUUUAACCUGAAGAAUCGCUGGCCAUGGCUCUCCCUCUCGGCAAGUUAACCAUCCUUGUUGGUGCAGGUAUUCUUGGCUCAGUUCUUGCAAAAGAAGGGCGAUUGUCAAAUGUGACUGAUUUGGUUUCAGGUGCAUUCAAGAUUGCCUUUAAACAAAUUAAACGAGAUGAUUCUACCUCAUCAAUUGGCAAGCCACACAAUGAUGCUUUGAUGGCUCAGGUUAACAGUCUUCGGCAGGAGCUGCAAAUGUUAGCAUCAAACAGAUCAGUUACAAUUGUAACUGCAAGUGGGACAGGUGCAAGUAAAUACAGUGUAAUUGUUGUCAUCGGUGUAGUUGGAUAUGGCUAUGUUUGGUGGAAGGGUUGGAAACUUCCCGACAUGAUGUUUGCUACAAGACGGAGUUUAUCUGAUGCUUGCACUUCUAUAGCCCAACAGCUUGAAAAUGUUUAUGCAUCAAUCAGGAGUACCAGGAGGCUAUUAUCUUCAAAUAUUGAUCGCGUGGAUUCUAAUUUGAAUGAGGUUGCUGCACUCACUGCUAAUACACAAGAAAAGGUUACUGAACUGUUAGAAGAUUCUGGAAGGAUUGGUCAUGAUGUUCGAUUUGUUCGUGAUGCUGUUGAAACACUGGAACUAAAAAUCAGUAGAAUAGAAGGGAAGCAGGAAAUGACAAACAUUGGAGUAAAGAAGUUGGUUGACUAUGCCUACAAUUUGGAAAAUAACUUACUUGAAGAGAAUACACAGGCCUCAUCAUCCGGUUCACGAAUUACAUUCUCGUCAAAGACGUGCUCUUUGCCCCUUCCAUCAAGUGAACCAACUUCUCCAUCUGUUUCCAGUGGAUCUCUGGAGGUUCAAAGAACCCUCCACAGGGCUGCCUCAGUCACCCCCCAGCAGGUGAGUAAUGGGAUUUCAGCAGCAGUCGAGGUUUCAAGCAAUCCUGGGAUUUCAAAUGGUAUACGUGAUUUAGAAGAAACAAAUAAUGGAUCUUCUAGUUGGUUUAAACCAAUAUUAUUUCAGAGAGCAUGGGGCGCAACAAAUGCAGUAACAAGCUCAGGCAGACAGAAAUCUUGAUGAGAUCUUAUAACUUAAAUUUAUAUGCGGUAAUUAGUUGUAGAUUGGGAGGUCUUCCAGGCUAGUUGUUUCUGGUUUUCAGUACCUUCCCAUGAAUAUAAGACACCAGACUGGUACUGAAUUUUGUAGAGGUGUUUAUGGAGAGGUUGGUAGAUAUCAUUCUUGGUACAUGUAUAAAUUUGGUGCCUUUUGGGUCUUGGAAGGGGGAAAGAUAAAGGAAAACCAGUUGCAUAUUAAUUUUUAUUAUCAUAUGCCAAAAUGGGUCGACUAAUAGUAUAAUCUCCACAAAUAGAAGAAACUCACUGCCUGUCGAGUAUUCA